Messenger RNA from Theobroma umbraticum, 876 nucleotides. RefSeq names its product cAMP-regulated phosphoprotein 19-related protein. Gene Ontology annotation, cellular component: cytoplasm. Lineage: Eukaryota; Viridiplantae; Streptophyta; Magnoliopsida; Malvales; Malvaceae. Gene Ontology annotation, molecular function: protein phosphatase inhibitor activity. The record is from RefSeq and is a predicted model, not a curated record.
UUAUCAUAAUUCCCUUAAAACAAAAGAACUCCACCGAAAAUUUCAACUACACAAAAAAUAUUUUUAUAUUUAUAUUUAUCAAACGGCUUGGGGAAAACCUUUUUCUUUGAAUUUCCGAUCUCCGCAGAGUGGUUAUCAUUCAGGUGAAGUUUCUUUUAUGGUCCAAAUCCUCUGUCAAAGUGUACGCAUUGCUGAAGUUUUUAUGCAAAUCACUUGUUUGCUACUGCAGCUGCUAUUAGUUGGGCAAGGAACUAAUGUCAGGCAUGGAGCAUGUCAAGGAGCAAGAACAAGUAGAUGUAAAUGUCACACAGGAGUCUGGAAAAUCCAUGCCAUCAUCUCAAGAGGAGGAGGCAGUUAUAAAGAAAAAAUAUGGAGGGAUCAUGCCCAAGAAACCACCACUCAUUUCGAAGGACCAUGAACGUGCCUACUUUGAUUCUGCUGAUUGGGCACUUGGAAAGCAAGGUGUUGAGAAGCCCAAAGGACCACUUGAAGCCCUCCGGCCCAAACUGCAGCCCACACAGCAACAAACACGAUAUAGGAAGUCUCCUUAUGCCCCAGCGGAUGGUGAAGAUGGAGGGAGCACUCAACCAGAGGAUGGGACUGUCAAUGAAUGAGAAACUGCCCGUAAUCUUCUGAUAUUGUGAGGACUAUUGGUUGUUAUUCUAAUACCUAGAUAGGUAAUGAGUAAUUUUCAAUUGUUCCCGUGAAUAAACUUGGUGAAGGUGCUUUGGUCUUAGUUAAGUUCGACGAGUUACAACAUUUAUGCAGUUGAGAAUUGUGGGACUGAACUGUCUAUUGUUCCAAGGGUUUUAUGAUGUGGAACAUUAUUCUUCGUGAUAUAAGUCAACCACUUAAAAAACGAAGUUUCCCCGUGUC